Molecule: messenger RNA, 233 nt
Organism: Gongylonema pulchrum
Lineage: Eukaryota; Metazoa; Nematoda; Chromadorea; Rhabditida; Gongylonematidae
Source: the annotation of a GenBank genome assembly
CCACUUGGGUCGGAGGUGCCUACAUCAAUGGCACAGCUGAAGCACUUUACAACGGUGGUCUUCUGGGAUGUCAAGCGCCCUUCGGCUACGCAUUAUCGCUUGUAGCUGGUGGCAUACUUUUUGCAAAGAAAAUGCGCGAAGAAGGCUAUAUCACGAUGCUCGAUCCAUUUCAGGUACUUUUUGACAAAAACAGAAAGAAAGCUCGAAUUUUUUGCGCAUUUUUUGCAUAUUGA